This is a messenger RNA of Colius striatus (speckled mousebird), 1203 nucleotides long. It is a transcript of the gene QPCTL, whose product is annotated as glutaminyl-peptide cyclotransferase like. Bases 4 to 1167 code for a protein of 387 amino acids. Gene Ontology annotation, molecular function: glutaminyl-peptide cyclotransferase activity; zinc ion binding. Lineage: Eukaryota; Metazoa; Chordata; Aves; Coliiformes; Coliidae. The record is from RefSeq and is a predicted model, not a curated record. The transcript is spliced from 7 exons.
GCCAUGCGGAAAGGCGCCGCUGGCUGCCGCCGCUCCCGGGCCGCGGGUUCGGGGCCUGGCCCCGGCCCGGUCCCGGUGCCCGUUCCGGUGUCGGUCCUCGGGCUCUGCCCGCCGUCCCGUAGGUGCUCACGGACGCUGUUGCCGCUGCUGGCUUUGGCGGCUGCUGCAGCCGCCGUCGUUUACAUCGCCUGGCUUGGCGGGGAGAGGGACGCUGGCCCGCCCCCCGCCAGCCCCCGUCCAGAGCAGGCUCUGCGGGCGCUGCUGGGGCGGCUGGAUGCCACUCGCCUGCGGGACACGUUCCUGCGGCCCCUCCUGCGGGAGCGGGUGCCGGGGGGUCGCGGGAGCCGCGCGGCUCGCCAGCACAUUGUGGGACAUUUGGGUGCCCUGGGGGCCACCUGGCACCUGGAGCUCGAUGCCUUUGAAGCUGUCACUCCCCGGGGACCCGUGACCUUCACCAACGUGGUAGCCACGGCGGCCCCCACCGCCCCCCACCGUCUAGUCCUCGCCUGUCACUACGACACCAAGGUCUUGCCUCCUGGUCCCGGACAGAGGGUCUUUCUGGGGGCCACAGAUUCAGCUGUGCCCUGCGCCAUCCUCCUGGAGCUGGCAGCUGCCCUCGACCACCCACUGCGGCGCGCCAAGGACAGGGGUGCAGAGGUAACGCUGCAGCUGCUGUUCCUGGACGGGGAGGAGGCAUUUGAAGACUGGAGUGCCACCGACUCCCUCUAUGGUGCCAGGCACUUGGCAGCACGGAUGGCCGCCACUCCCCAUGGGCCAGGUGGCACCCAGAUCACCGCCAUGAGCCUGUUGGUGCUGCUGGACCUGCUGGGUGCCCGCCACCCUGCCAUCCACAGCCACUUCCCCCGCACCCACCACUGGUUCCUGCGCCUCGUCGCCAUUGAGCAGCGGCUGCGGCGCCUAGGGCUGCUGCACACAUCAUCCUCCCAGGACCAGCCCUUCUUCCGCCUCAGCCCGGCCCCAGGACCCGUCGAGGAUGACCACGUCCCCUUCCUCCAGCUAGGUGUCCCUGUGCUGCACCUUAUCCCCCUGCCCUUCCCCCGCGUGUGGCACACGCUUGAGGACACCGAGGACAACCUACACCCUCCCACCAUGGAGGACCUGGGCAAGAUCCUGCUUGCCUUCGUGGCUGAGUUCCUGCAGCUCUGAGCCCUGUGAGCCACCAGUAAAGCGGUUGGUGACCAA